UAUCAUCAUAGGAUCAUCGGCGCAUUUGUCUCUGCUUUUCUGAUUGUCCUAAACCCAAUCCGUCGUUUACUAUCAAUGUCGUAUAACUCAAGCAUCCGUGCGCAAUUAUGCCUGAUUUAGAAUUUCCACUGCCUCCUGACAUUCGAGAUGCCGCAGGCAACGGCCACUUAUUACCCACUUCCAGCCAUAUCAAUCCUACACAUGCAAAGAAGGUACCCAGAGUCGUCCACCCUCUUUAUCCUCGUAAACACCCUGGCGACAUCCUUCUCAUCACUGAAGAUAACGUCGGAUUUUACGUUUCUCUCCCUUUCAUCACCCGUCAUUGCGGAUUCCUCGAAGGUUAUGAAUCUCUCAAAAAGGAGAUUACUGGGGAGCAAAAGCCGAGCCUGAAGGAACACGAAGAAAAGGAGGAGUGUCAGGCUGAGAGAAGAGAGCUGCCUUCAGCAAUGUCAUGGGGUCUGCGUCUAGUCCUUGACACCCUUGGCGUCAUUGAAAGCAUGACUCUCGCAAUCGAUUCUUUCUCUUCUACCGCCCAAAGUUUGUCGUCAUCGGCAGUUCUUGAUCCUCAAACAUUCAACGACCGAUGGCCCCUUGAUGUCGUUUUCCAAUACCUCGCCCCCGCCGUCCGGCUCGCAGACGCUUACGAUAUCCCCGAAUUUAUAGCGUACAUGGGCAUGAUACUUCCCGACGACCCUUGGCACCGUUACAUGAUGGCAGCCCUCUCCGAGAACGAGACGCUUGCCAAGGAGACGUCAACGGAGACGGUUAAAUACCAUAUCUCGGAUAUGCCACCUCCGGUGGUUUCCAUCUUGUAUAAGAGCGCGUCGUCCUAUCUAUGGAGGCUACGGAAGCUACACACAAAGAAGAUGGAGUCCUAUCCUGGUCUCAAAAUGGCUUGGGGCUGUGCGUUUCCAAUGUACGAUAAGAACGAAGAUUUUGGAUCCAGGUGCCAAAAGGGAAAAUAUGGUGUCCCCAUGUGCAUCACUUAUGAAAAUUUCGAAGGUGAUUUCGCGCGAUUGAGAGCAGUAGCAGCAGAGAGGGCUUUCGGAAUCCUUAAAAGGGAAAAAAGUGAUGAAAAGGUCAAAAAGGCUAUCAAAGACGACAUUGGACGGUGGAUAAGCUGUUUCAGAUGUCGAAGGAGGUUGCUCAAGACGUUCUUGAUCAUCUGGGAUAACUGGGUAACGCAGUGGCGCCCGCAAACUAUCUGAUUCAGGCAAUUCGUGUGUAUUAAAGUGGAUGGAGGUUUUGUAUAUAAAGUAAUGUUGUUGCAGUACUGGUUGAGUUUGACAUUCCACUUGUUGUAUAUAAAGUGUUGUUGCAGUAUUCGUUGAGUUUAAAACAUGGUUUAUUUCA
Molecule: messenger RNA, 1353 nt
Organism: Cryptococcus deneoformans JEC21
Lineage: Eukaryota; Fungi; Basidiomycota; Tremellomycetes; Tremellales; Cryptococcaceae
Exons: 3
Coding region: 108-1208 (366 amino acids)
Source: RefSeq, a predicted model, not a curated record